Messenger RNA from Oryzias melastigma (Indian medaka), 1290 nucleotides. RefSeq names its product gastrula zinc finger protein XlCGF28.1-like. Gene Ontology annotation, molecular function: DNA-binding transcription activator activity, RNA polymerase II-specific; RNA polymerase II cis-regulatory region sequence-specific DNA binding. The record is from RefSeq and is a predicted model, not a curated record. Gene Ontology annotation, cellular component: nucleus. Bases 1 to 1290 code for a protein of 429 amino acids. Gene Ontology annotation, biological process: regulation of transcription by RNA polymerase II. The transcript has 3 exons. Lineage: Eukaryota; Metazoa; Chordata; Actinopteri; Beloniformes; Adrianichthyidae.
AUGUUGUUCCUCUCCCAGCAUUAUGCCAGUGAAGAGGACAAUCUUUACAACCAGCAGAAGAAUUUAGGAGUGGAACAGGAAGAACCAGAGUCUCCACAGAUUAAAGAGGAAGAGGAAGAACCAGAGUCUCCACAGAUUAAAGAGGAAGAGGAAGAACCAGAAGCUCCACAGAUUAAAGAGGAGCAGGAGGAACACGAACCUCCACGGAUUAAAGAGGAACAGAAAGAACUCAGACCUACACAGAUUAAGAAGGAACCGAAACCUCGGCAGAUUAAAGAAGAGCAGGAGGAAAAAGAACCUACACAAAUUAAAAAAGAAACAAAGGAAGUACCUCAAAAGUUCAGACAUCACAUGAGAACUCACACAGGAGAGAAGUGUUUUUCUUGUAAAGAAUGUGACAAAAGUUUUGAUCGUGUAUCCAGACUCAAAAGACACAUGUUAACUCAUACAGGAGAGAAGCCUUUUUCUUGUAAAGAAUGUGACAAAAGUUUUAAUCGUCCAUUUAAUCUCAUGAGACACAUGAGAACUCACACAGGAGAGAAGAUUUUUUUUUGCAAAAAAUGUGACCAAAGUUUUAGAUGUGCCUCUCAACUCAAAACACACACGAGAACUCACUCAGGAGAGAAGCAUUUUUCUUGUAAAGAAUGUGACAAAAGUUUUUGUCGUUUAUAUCAUCUCCAAACACACAUGCUAUCUCAUACAGGAGAGAAGCCUUUUUCUUGUAAAGAAUGUGACAAAAUAUUUAAUCGUGCAUAUCAUCUCAAAAGACACAUGAUAACUCACACAGGAGAGAAGCCUUUUUCUUGUGCAGAAUGUGACAAAAGUUUUAAUCGUGUAUAUGAUUUCAAAACACACAUGCUAACUCAUACAGGAGAGAAGCCUUUUUCUUGUAAAGAAUGUGACAAAAGUUUUACUUGUGUAUCUCAUCUUAAAACACACAUGAGAACUCACACAGGAGAGAAGCCUUUUUCUUGUAAAGAAUGUGACAGAAGUUUUAAUCGUGUAAAUCAUCUCAAAACACACAUGCUAACUCAUACAGGAGAGAAGCCUUUUUCUUGUAAAGAAUGUGGUAAAAGUUUUAAUCGUCCAUUUAAUCUCACAAGACACAUGAGAACUCACACAGGAGAAAAGAUUUUUCCUUGCAAAGAAUGUGACAAAAGUUUUAAUCGCGUAUCUUCUCUCAAAAGACACAUGGUAACUCACCUGGGAAACAAGCUGUUUUCUUGUAAAGAAUGUGACAAAAGUUUUAAUCGAUCGCUCAGUCAGCCUCGCAGGAUGUGGACCCGCUGA